Molecule: messenger RNA, 5399 nt
Organism: Engraulis encrasicolus (European anchovy)
Lineage: Eukaryota; Metazoa; Chordata; Actinopteri; Clupeiformes; Engraulidae
Gene: tbc1d2
Product: TBC1 domain family, member 2
Exons: 17
Coding region: 554-4132 (1192 amino acids)
Source: RefSeq, a predicted model, not a curated record
GGAGAGGAGGAGAGGAGGCUUUGUCUGCCAGGGCUGGUCCCAGUGGGAUGGGAAUUUCCUGUAAUCGGUAAACGCGCGAGCUCUAAUCUGACUCAUGAGCCGGCUCUGCUUGACCGAGCCUGAGACACAAACAAACUUUAGAGGAGAAAGAAAAGUUGUCUCUUCCGUCCAGCAGCUGCGCUGAGACUCUCGCUUGGUUAUAAAUGUCCUAGAAAGUUUAGCCUGCGCCGUGCGCUCCGCACGACAGGGUGCGCGUGGGUUUGACAUAGGAUAGAAAGCGCGUGAGUGUCUGUGUGUUUGUCAGAGGGGAGGGCAGGGCAGGGCAUGUGCUCCCGGAGGGACUGGUGGUGAGGUCUCAAACCGGCAGGGGCGCGCGCACAGGCAAAGGAAGUGGCACCCUGUCCUGCCCUCGUCUCAAGUCUCGAGGUGGUGUUUUGCCCGCUGUGGGAGAAAGCUCGUGAGGACUCGUGAAGAACUGAAGACGGUCGCGGGCUCCAUGCCGCUGGGCGUGGCGGUGAGAGCGUGAGCUAGUGUUGAGCGCAGUGCCUGCACCAUGCAGGAGCCACCAGAUGAACAAGCAGUCGACCCCACACAGCAGCAGCCAAUGACUGACAGCGCUCCGCAGCAGCAGCCCACUGUCUCCACCAAUCAGACGAAUGAAGGCCGCCCUCGCUCCCGCCCCCAGUCCCCCGAGCAGCUCUGUGGUUGGCUGGAGAAGAAGGCGGGGCCUCUGAAGCGGUGGAAGACGCGCUGGUUCAGCCAUGACGAGAGGCGGAGCCAGCUGCUGUACUGGCGGACCCCUCAAGAUGCCACGCCCCUUGGACAGGUGCAGCUCACCGACGCCACCUUCAGCUACCCACUAGAACUGCAGGAGGAGCAGGAGCAGGGCACCUUCUACAUACACACACCACAGAGGACAUUCAUACUCAAGGCGGAGAGUCAUGAUCUCAUGAUGUACUGGCUACAGCAGCUACAGCUGAGACGCUGGCAACACAGAAUACAGAGAGGAGACACACACACCACCGUUGAGUUCCUCCCGCAGGUGAAGGUGCCAGUGGAGCUGGUGGGACAGAAGGCAGCCAGCAGAGGGUCGCCAGGGCAACGCAGCCCUCUCAACAUCUCCCUCAAACAUCCCAUAAUAGAGUUCCAAAAUCUGUGCCUCAGGGGUAAAAGUGUUUCCCAGUUGGACCAGGCACCUGUCACUCAUCUAACCCCAGACACGCCCACUCAAGUCACAGCCAAUAAGGAAACUGUUUCUCAAGACACAGCGAAUCAGGAAACAGUUUCUCUAGACACAGCGAAUCAAGUAACAGUUUCUCUAGACACAGCCAUUCUAGAUACAGCCAAUCAAGAAAUGUUGUCACGGGACACACCAAUGGAAGACAUGACAAGUCAAGACAUAGUUUCCCCAGACACACCCACUCAGGACACAGCUAAUCAGAAAACAGCAUCCGAGGACACACAUAGCCAAGUAGCCAAUCAGGAAACAGCACCUGAGAACACACAUAGCCAAGUAGCAAAUCAGAAAACAGCAUCUGAGGACACACCCAUUCCAGAUACAGCCAAUCACGACACACCUUUCUUAGACACGCCCACUUGCCAUCCAGCAAACGAGGAAGUAGAUUCCCCGAACACGCCCACCAUCUAUGAUACAGCCAAUGAAAAAGCAUGCUGUCUGGACACGCCCACACAUGAUUUGGCCAAUGACAAUACACAUGUCAUCAUCAUACCCACUAUUGAGGUAGCCAAUGGGCAGUUAGUUCAGGACACUUCUGAAACCACCACUCAAGAAACUGCAUCUUUAGCUUCAUUGUGUAAUAUCGAUUCAGCCAAUCAGAAAUUAGACUCACAAGACACGCCCUCUGAGGACAUAACCAAUGGAGACGUAGCACUUCAAGACAAAGAUGUAAAUGAAAUAACGAAUCAGGACACACCUUCGCUUCAUACUUCCUGUCAUAAUUCCUCCCUGGACACACCCUCUAUAGAAAUAGUCAACCAGAUCGCUGCUUUGCUGGAUAUGGACAUAUCCUCUAAGGAAAUAGCCAAUCAACAGGCCUCCCUCUUCAAGACCACAAAAGCAACAGCCAAUCAGCGAUCAGGAUUCCACACUCUGCCGGCUCAGACCAGAAUCUCCACUCUGCGGGCCCUGCGUCGUCGUAAGGGCCUCUCAGCCCUCCUCUCCCCAGACCACCCGGGGCCUGACCGCACUGCCAGGCUGGAGAUGCAAGUGGACACACUGCAACAGGAGCUCAGGAAACAGGAGGAGCUGGUGUUGUCCCUGUACAGGGCGUUGGAGCUGUCCCAGCGUGAGAAGCGUGUGUGUGCGGAGUACCUGUCGGUCUCGGGGGAGGAGCAGAAGAUGGAGGUGUUGCGUCACCGUGAGCGACUUGUUGCUAAGCUACAGGGGGAGGUGGCCGAACUACAGCAGCGGCUGAAGGAACGAGACACACAGGUGUGUGAGCUUCAGGAGUCGGUGCAGUUGCUUCUUCAGAAGAACCAGGCGAAACAGGAAGUAGUCCUCAAGCUGUCACAACAGCUGGCAGACACACACACACUCGCAUACGAAACACACACACUCGCAGACGAAACACACACACGCGCAGACGAAACACACACACGAGCAGCAACGCAGGGACAGGAGGAAAAGGAUACACACCUCAAGGAAGAGAUAAGACAUCUAAAGGAUGACCUGGAGGCGUAUCGUACCCAGAACAAGUUCCUGAACUCAGAGAUCCACCACCUAACUGAGCUGUGGAGGCAGAGCUCACAACAGGAGAAGAGCCUCAUGUUUAAGUGUGCCUAUCUAGAAGCCAGCAGCUGCCAGAAGGAGAGUCGCUACCUGGCCCUGCUACAGCAGCUGAGAGAGAGUGUGACCAGCGGAGCACACACACACUCACACUCACACUCACACACACACUCACACUCACACUCACACACACUCCGCAACCUCAUAGACGACGCACUACAAGGAGCCCUCAGCCUCAGCCCCGCCAGGGAGUUUGAUGCGUAUGGCUUUAAGCUGGUGCCUGACUACGAGGCUGCGGACAUGCAGCUGCUGAUGCGUAUGAAUGCGUUGGAGCUCCGCACCCGCACGCUGCUGCAGGAGAAGGGACAGCGCCCCCUGCUGGACCGGUGGGCUCAGCUGCUCUCCAACCCCGCACCCAACCCUGCACACACACUCAGCCCCUCCCCCGAGCUGAAGGCGUUGCUAAGGGGCGGGGUUCCGCAGGAGUUCCGGGCGCGUGUGUGGCGCUGGCUGGUGUUCGUCCGCACGCGUGCAGUAAGGGAGAGCCACCCGGACCGGUACCGCCUCCUCACCCAGCGCAGCCAAUCAGCUCCCACCGCUGCGGCCCACCAGAUCCAACUGGACCUCCACAGGACCCUGACCACCAAUCAGAGGUUCAGCUCGCACUCUAGUCCCGCCCAUGAGCAGCUGCGGCGCGUCCUAUUGGCCUUCUCCUGCCACAACCCUCAAGUGGGAUACUGCCAGGGCCUCAACAGGCUGGCAGCCCUGUCUCUGCUGGUGCUGGAGGAUGAGGAGGAGGCCUUCUGGUGUCUAGUGGCCAUCAUAGAAGCCAUCAUGCCCCCCGACUACUACACCAAAUCACUACUGGGAUACCAGGUUGACCAGUGUGUGUUUGGGGAGCUGUUGUCUGCUAAGGUGAGCCGCGUGAGUGCUCAUCUGGACGCCCAUGGAGUAGAGGUGGCCCACGUCACAGUCUCCUGGUUCCCCUCGCUCUUCAUAGAACUGCUGCCUUCCGAUAUACUGCUGCCACUCUGGGACGCCUUUCUAUACGAGGGCAGCAAGGUCCUGUUCCGCUAUGCGUUGGCGCUUCUUAAGUAUAAAGAGGAGGAGAUCCUGAAGCUGAAGGAUGCCACUGAACUCUUCCAGUACCUAUUCUUCUUUACCAAGACCAUCGCAGACGCCGGGAGGUUGCGUAACAUCGCGUUUGGUGACUUCAACCCCUUGUCCAAGCGUCACCUGCGGGGUCGGAGGGCGUGGCAUCGGGACCGACUGGAGGCGGAGCUACGAGCCCAAGAGGCGGGGCUUCAGGAGCAGAGCUCCCAGCAUGCCAAGCGGCACGACAUAUCGCUGCACGACGUCGCCAGCGACGACGACGACCUCAACUGACAUGAGACAACAGACUCGGACAACUGACACGCAACUGACACUGCGCACACUUUGACAGAUACUCUGAACGAAACACACUGAUGCUGUUUUCAGGCCAACCUGGGGUGCAUUUCUCGAAAACAUAGUUGCUAACUACGUUAAAUACUUUGUUGUUUGCAAUGCAAUUUUCCAUUGACAACUACCCAACUUGCUAACUGGCUAACAACUACGCUUUUGAGAAACACAUCCCAGAAUCCACACCAGUUAUGUUCAGAACUAAAGUGCUUAACUGCGAACUACCCACGUUCAUAGCGGCUUGAAACUUUUUCAGCACUGUGAACGCAUGAACCUGCUGACGUCCAUAUUGCUGUCACGGUUAGCGGAGAGAAACCAAGUAUUUUCCAGUUCGUAUUGCGAACCAGCUUUCCGGUUCACGAAUUCUCACGUCUGUGGUGUGAACAUGACGGCCGGUUCACGAUUAGGUGCGGGAACGGGCACCCGCACAGUUCUCAGUCAGCCUGAAUGCGCCACGAGUGUUUUUAUAUACAGUUCAAUAUGCAGUACAAUAUCCUGAAUAUGAGGCUUAUCCCCAUUAUGAUCAAAUUUGGGAUAAGGUGUUUAUACAGUAUGAGUAUGGUGUUUUAUCCCAGUCUACAUUCUCGGCCAUUAUAUGGCAGGUAUAUGGGAAACUGGUAUUUGGGAUAAGGUGUUUCCAUGCUUUAAUACAGUGUUUCUCAACAGGGGUGCCGGGGCACCCUGGGGUGCCGUGAGCUCCCCUCAGGGGUGCCGCGGAAACGUGGCUGAUAAAUAAAUGAUAUAAUAUAAUACAUAUUUGUCUAAAUUGAUAAGUUAAUGUUAGUCAGUGGAAUCUUUACUCACAAUAAAGUAGGUCGCCCCAGUCAACUGCAACUUCGAACGUAGGUCAUGUGACAUCUCCAAAUGUGUUACUUUUCUAAGCUUGUGUGGUAUCGGAUGCAAUGCCAUGUUACGGCUUGUUGGUUUGGGGUGCCUUGAAAUUUUUCAUGAUUUGAAAGGGUGCCUCGCCUAAAAAAAGUUAGAGAAAUACUGCUUUAAUAUCCCGAUCAUAUUCAGGAUUCUGAACCCACACUCACUGUCUGUUCUCAAAAGACACUGAUACACAUACUGGGUAGACACUCAGUCUGAAUGUAAAACACAGUGUCACAUGCAAUCACACAACUAGCCUGUAUAUUAAAACUUAACAAACCUGAAUGGCAGCCUCAGUCUGCAUGGCACUACACUACACCGUCACAUCAUAUUACAUGAGUAC